Piliocolobus tephrosceles (Ugandan red Colobus) is the source of this 2777-nucleotide messenger RNA. It is a transcript of the gene NIBAN3, whose product is annotated as niban apoptosis regulator 3. Lineage: Eukaryota; Metazoa; Chordata; Mammalia; Primates; Cercopithecidae. The transcript has 15 exons. The coding region runs from base 649 to 2493 and encodes 614 amino acids. The record is from RefSeq and is a predicted model, not a curated record.
GACUGGUAGGAGGGACAGUGUUGGGGGCCUGAGGAAGGAAUCAAGGAUGAAGCUUCAAUGCCCCCCAAGUCUCUGCUCACCCCUGCCAGACCCCCCAUCCUCUAAGACCUUGGCAUCUGCCCCCUGCCCCAGCACUGACCCCAGAGACAGUCUGGGAGUGCCUGUCCAGCUCUGUCUCCCAGCCUGGGGACACCUAGGAGCUAGGCCAGGGCUGUAUCCUCUCUGGGGUCCAGCCUCACCCGGCACAGGGUAGGCACAGUGGUGGGGGUGUGUGUGGCACCAGGAACUAGAUGCCCCAUCCCUGCCCAUCCCCCUGUUCCAGCCCCUAUACACGGUGACUGCUGGCCGGUCCUGCCAGAUGUCUGCCCUGCUGCCCUCCUCCAAGAUGAGCUGUGAUUUUCUUUCUCCCACACCCCACAACCUACCCCCGGGGCUGCCCCCACAGCCUCUACAGAAACCACUGGCUCUGGGCAACAUUGGCCCCAAGGGAGUGGGGAGGACGCAGGUGCAGCAUGAGGUGGGGCCGGGGUGGGGCCUCUGAACCCACUGCGUCCAAGCCUCUCACCCGCCAUCCAGGUGCCCCUGAACCGAGGAACGCAGGCGUUGGUCGUAGGGAGCGGAAGGGGAGCCCCAGGAGACAGCAGCAGCAUGGGCGGGCGACCCUCGAGCCCUCUGGACAAGCAGCAGCGGCAGCACCUAAGGGGUCAGGUGGACACCCUGAUGAGGAACUUCCUGCCCUGCUACCGCGGGCAGCUGGCAGCGUCUAUCCUGCGGCAGAUCUCCCGAGAGCUGGGCCCUCAGGAGCCGGCUGGAAGCCAGUUGCUACGCAGCAAAAAGCUGCCCCGAGUCCGUGAGCACCGAGGACCCCUGACCCAGCUUCGGGGCCACCCACCCCAGUGGCAGCCGAUCUUCUGUGUUCUGCGUGGGGAUGGCCGCCUGGAGUGGUUCAGCCACAAGGAGGAAUAUGAAAACGGGGGUCACCCCCUUGGCUCCACAGCCCUGACGGGAUACACACUCCUGACUUCCCAGCGAGAAUAUCUCCGCCUUUUAGACGCUCUCUGCCCGGACUCCUUGGGAGACCAUACUCAGGAAGAGCCUGACUCCCUCUUGGAAGUGCCUGUGAGCUUCCCGCUGUUCCUGCAGCACCCUUUCCGACGUCACCUCUGCUUCUCUGCAGCCACCAGGGAGGCACAGCAUGCCUGGAGGCUGGCCCUGCAGGGUGGCAUCCGGCUUCGGGGCACAGUCCUGCAGCGAAGCCAGGCCCCUGCUGCCCGGGCCUUCCUGGACGCCGUCCGACUCUACCGGCAGCACCAAGGCCACUUUGGCGACGACGACGUGACCCUAGGCUCAGACGCCGAGGUGCUGACCGCGGUGCUGAUGCGGGAGCAACUUCCCGCGCUGCGAGCCCAGACCCUUCCUGGCCUGCGGGGAUCAGGCCGCGUCCGCGCCUGGGCCUGGACCGAGCUUCUAGACGCCGUUCACGCAGCUGUCCUGGCCGGCGCCUCCGCCGGGCUCUGCGCCUUCCAGCCCGAAAAGGACGAGCUGCUUGCAUCCCUGGAGAAGACGAUCCGCCCGGACGUGGACCAGCUACUGAGGCAGCGGGCGCGUGUGGCGGGGCGACUGCAGACGGAUAUCAGGGGACCGCUCGAGUCGUGCCUGCGCCGGGAGGUGGACCCGCAGCUGCCCCGGGUCGUGCAGACCCUGCUGCGCACCGUGGAAGCCUCGCUCGAGGCGGUGCGGACCCUCCUGGCUCAAGGCAUGGACCGACUGUCCCGCCGCCUGCGCCAGAGCCCCUCGGGCACGCGGCUGCGCAGGGAGGUUUACUCAUUUGGAGAGAUGCCAUGGGACUUGGCACUGAUGCAGACAUGCUACCAUGAGGCUGAACGGAGCCACGGGCGCUUGGGGCAGCUGGCAGCACCGUUUGGCUUUCUGGGGAUGCAGAGCCUCGUGUUUGGGGCCCAAGAUCUUGCGCAGCAGCUCACGGCUGACGCUGUGGCCACCUUCCUGCAGCUGGCUGACCAGUGUCUGACCACGGCCCUCAAUUGUGACCAGGCUGCCCAGAGGCUGGAGAGAGUCAGGGGGCGCGUGCUGAAGAAAUUUGAAUCCGACAGCGGGUUGGCACAGAGGAGGUUCAUCCGAGGCUGGGGUCUCUGCAUCUUUUUACCUUUUGUGCUGAGCCAACUCGAGCCAAGCUGCAAAAAGGAGCUGCCUGAGUUCGAGGGGGAUGUCCUUGCCAUGGGCAGCCAGGCUCUGACCACUGAGGGCAUCUAUGAGGACGUCAUCCGGGGGUGCUUGCUGCAGAGGAUUGACCAAGAAUUGAAAAAGACCCUUGGUGCCAAUGAUGUAUCCUGCACUCUGGACGGCUGCUUGGAGGUCCCAUGGGAACAGGAGGGAGCAGAUGAGGAAACUGAGGCUGAGCGGGAAGGAGGGACUUGUCCCAGGCAGCCAGGCUCUGGUGCCCAGAUCCAGCCACUCUGCCCACCGCCUUCUUGAGGAACAUUCCAGAGCUGAAUCUUCACCCACACCUACCUUGUUUCUAUUGGAUAAAUGUCUACAAGUGGAAUUUCUGGGCCAAAACAGAUGAGCCAUCUUUAGGCCCUUGUAACCCCUGCACCUCCAGAAAACUGUGCCAUUUUAUACUCUGAGCAGCAGCAUUUAUUUGUGAAUUUUCUCCAAGCCUUUAUUUUAAUGUUUUGGUUUUUUUGAGACAGAGUCUUGCUCUGUCGCCCAGGAUGGAGUACAGUGGCAGGAUCUCGGCUCACUGCAACCUCUGCCUC